Linum trigynum is the source of this 1683-nucleotide messenger RNA. The record is from the annotation of a GenBank genome assembly. NCBI's taxonomy places the organism in Eukaryota, Viridiplantae, Streptophyta, Magnoliopsida, Malpighiales, Linaceae.
GGACCUUAGACGUCCCUGGAGAAUCGGGAAAAGUGGAGGCAUGGGGGACUCUGAAUUUGGGAGUGAGAGUCUCCGGCUUUGCCGUCGUCAGCUCGACAUGGGUUUGAGUCCCUUUGUUGUCUGGCGUGGCUGAUUUCCCACCGGCUUUCAUUGGUCACCGGCGGCGGCCGCGAAUGGAUUGGGGAUGGGGAACAAAGUAUGAAGAAAAUUAGGUAUGUGUGGACGGAAGCUGGGUGGCGCCAGGCUUGAUGCAUGAUGGGCGUUCUGAUGCUAGUCUCCGGCGACGAAGAAGUCGAUUAAUAAAUGUCGGUGGAGGUCAACGAAAGUCGACGGUAAGUGGCAGGGGAAGAAUCGGAAAUGGGUGUUGGCUUCUACAAAGGUUACAAUAGUAGAGCAGCUCUAUUGGAAACCCAUAUGUUGGAUUCCAAAUCUGCUUUGUUUGAAGGACUUUCGUCGUAGAAACAAUCGGUAGCGGGAGGAAGGCAACCGACGACGAGAGAUUGAGUCUAUUAUUGAGCUUGAUUUCUUCACCAACGUCGAUGAUGGACUUUGGUCGUUGGGGGAGGAGGAGAGGAGAGGAGGAGGAAGGGCAAUAUUGUACUUUCCUAUCUAUCAUUAAAAAUUAAAAUGCUGACAAAUGAAAUGUUGAUCAACAAACAAACGGAAUAAUUAAACAAAAACCUGAUUAGAAAUCUCUGGAAUUUUAAAUCAGGAAAUUGGAUCCAAAUCUCUCCUUUAUACAUUUCUCAAUCCAAACGACCCCAAAGAAAGUUCAAAAGACCAAUUCUAUCAGAAGAUAAAACAUUUGGGGUUGAUUUGAACUUUUGCUUCUAGUUUUUGUUCUCUGGCCUUGGUACGGCUUUCGGUUCACUCACAAGUCACGAGUCACAACUCAAGAGGCCAAGUCUUGCGAGUGGCAACUGCAACUGCUACGCCAGAAAACACAAACACGGUCUUCGGAGCUUGAAGGGGCAGAGGCGAAGCUCUCCGGAUAGUCGAAAAUGGGUUACCUCCAGGAAGCUCGUGAGAAUCACGUAAAGAAGAAGGUAGAAGAAGCUUUGAUCAGCAAAAUGAAGCAGAGGGCACUCAAGGAAUGUGACAAUCUCGCUUCCAAGUAUGCACAAUGCGCUGCUGGUCGGACACUGUCGGUUGUGUGGCAGUGCAGAAAACAGGCUAAAGAGUUGAACGCUUGCCUCCAUCAGUACACAAAUGAUGCUAUGUUGGAAGAGAUGAAGAAAGAGUACAACAGGCAGCAGCAGCAAGAGGGAAAGGAGCCGUUACCACUAUAAAGCUUCUUAGCUACUAGUUGCAUAAUCUGCACCAGCUUCCUGCUGUAAUUAAGUAACUCUGCUUAAAAUUUGAGAUCUCUAGUUUUGGCUUAUCUUGUGUUUCGCAUUUUACCUUGGUCGUUGAUAUUCAUUAUCACGAACUUAGUUCCAUGGUUUGGGUAAAAGACGCAGAAAAACCAUAUGAGCUCCUUUGAGAAUAGAUGGUCUCUUGGUUUCGUUUGGAGACGAAUCGAGCUUUACCUUGUUCAUGUUCGGCUAAACGAGCUGAGUCGAGUCGAACACGAGCUAGCUCAUUUAUUAAAUCUUGACACAUCAUUAAGAUCGAAAGUUGGUCUCGAGCUCAACUCUAAGAUAAUUUAUAAUAUAAAUACCCUAAUAUAAAUUAAACACCAUA